AUGUCCAAAGACCUGCUGGCAGAAUUCGGUGACUUCGGUCAAGAUGCGAAGGCUGCAUCGAGCACCAAUCUAUCAAAUCGCUACAGUUCCAACUCAUCCUCGUUUUUUGAGGAUAUCUCUUCUCGUCCCGGGGCGCAGCGAGGACACAGGGCUCUCCGACAUGGUCAAGGCUUGCUCCUCGAUGUGUUCUCUGAUGGAGUAACGCAGAUACAGCAUGAGUAUGCAAUAGACCAGCCUAACGAUGAUUGGGGUGACUUUGAAGACGCCGAACCUUCCGUGGCUCCGUCAAGCACGCAACACGAGUCCAAGACACAGGAAAAGCAGAACCUCGAGGAAUACAUCCAGCAGUCACGGAAGCCAGUCUCGGUACAAACAAGUGCUCAUGAUAAGGCUAAUUCGUUUGACGGCGGACACCAGUCCUCGCGGCGCAGCGAGCCGCUAUACGACGCAUCAGACAAUCGCAGACCGCCUGGAAUAGGCAAUGUACCCCGUGCGAAGGAUCCAAACAUCUUGUUUGAUGCCUCUCAAGAGCUUGGAGAAGAUGAUGAUUUCGGCGACUUUGAAGGUGGGACGCCGGGUCCUGCAGAGUCGGCAGAGGAUCUGGAUAUCUUUGGAAUCAAGUCGAAUAUGGAAGAUCUGAGGCCUGAAGAUCGAGCCUCUGCGCCGGUCAAAGCUUCGAGGACCGCUAUUCCUGCGACCGCUGAACGUCGUUCAAGGAAGCCUCCAAAGCGAGUAGACUAUAUUUCACAGAGUUCACAUGGGAAACCGGCGCCAGCGAGGGCUGUCCGAACUGCAGUAGCUCCAACAAGAGAGCCAUUAACCACCGCCAAGCCUGAAAUACCUGAAGAAUCGUGGGACGACUUUACGGCUUGGGAAGCUCCAGCACCAUUAUCCACCAAGUCGCCAGAUCUCCACGCCGAGCGCUCCGACCUACCACUCGCCGCCCCUUUAGGAAAAUCUGUAACCGAACCGUCGCCUUCCGAUCUUCCACCAACCAACGUUCCACCCCCAGCCCUUCUACUGAGUCUCUUCCCGCCCCUCUUCGUGUCCGCCCAGGAGAAGUUCUUCAAGCCUCUAGCCGCCCAGCCCUACGCCAUUCGGAACCGCAUCCUCGCCGCACCAGCCACCACCACGUUUCUACAAGGCUACCUAGCUCUGGCCACAGUCGCUGCGCGCAUCAUCGCCGGCCGCAAGCUCCGCUGGAAGCGCGACACGCGUCUCGCGCAGAGCAUGAAGAUCGGCCCCUCUUCAGGCGGGAGAUCCACGGGCAUGAAACUGACUGGCGUUGACCGCGGCGAGGAGAGGAAGGAGGAGCGAGAGGUGCUUGAUGUUGUUGGUGCAUGGCAGGAGCAGUUGGGACGGCUGAGGUCCGCGGUUGCGGGCAGUAAGGCGCUGGGAGCAGUGCCGGAGAUCCAUGACGCGAUGCCGGUAAGGAUGGCGAAGCAGAGUGAAGGCGGCGUGCCGGCGCCGAGGUGCUGUGCGCUGUGUGGCCUGAAGCGAGACGAGAGGGUGGGCAAGGUGGACGAGAAUGUAAUUGAUAGUUUUGGUGAGUGGUGGAUUGAGCAGAUGAGUAUGCAUCGAGGUUGUAGGAACUUCUGGGAGCAGCAUAAAGACGAACUUAGGCAGCGGUGA
Messenger RNA from Coniosporium apollinis CBS 100218, 1632 nucleotides. RefSeq lists its product as uncharacterized. The record is from RefSeq and is a predicted model, not a curated record. Bases 1 to 1632 code for a protein of 543 amino acids. The transcript is spliced from 2 exons. Lineage: Eukaryota; Fungi; Ascomycota; Dothideomycetes.